UUUCCACCGCACUCCCCUUCGUCUUACUCUAGCAUAUCCGGAGGCGUUUCACUGCUCUGCUAGGAGAGCCACGCAAUCAGGAGAGGGACAAACAACUGCGCUCCACUCUCUGAUCUUUCUAGCAAUCGAAACGAGUUACUGCUGAUUUGAUUCAGAGAAGCUCCUUUCUUCUCGAUCUUGCCUUCUUUCGGUGGGAGGACCCGAGGGAAGUGAAGGAGAAACGGCAGCAGAGAAAGAUCAGCAAUUGUCAGCUCACCGAUUCAGAGCAGCUCGGUUGAUACUUGUACGACUCCGAAGAAUGUGGUUCUGACUCCCUGCAUGUGGUUUGGUUGCGUUGGUAGAGAAUCAGGAUGGAGGGUAAUAAUGGCCACAGCAGCAGCAAGAGCCUUGAGAGGGUGCUAUCCAGGAAGGCUAUGCAGGUUGGGAGCUCUGCUCCCUGUAAAAUCUGGGUGACGGGCUUCCUCUGCGGCGUCUGCAUUAUGUAUCUGUUCGGUGUUGCUCUGCCUCCACUCCGAGUCCCCCAGAGCCGAUCAGUCUAUCCACCGCUGCAGCGCGCAAUCCUCUGGAAUUUUACAUUGACUGAACAUGACGGGGCUGCAACAACAGAUGAGUUGGCUUCUGCACAAGAGAAGAUAGAGGAACAAGAUAGAAAUGAGCACACCACUGAAGCUAGAAUGGUGCAACUGUACAAUGCUUGGAGCACUAUGCUCAACACUACCGGUGAUGAAGUUCUGAAAAGUUCAGACGUCCCGCAGCCACCUCAUCUGGAUGACUGCAGGCUUAAUGCAGAAAGAUAUAAACGAUUUGACAACUACGGCGAUAAUGGCACAUUUCCUCAUUGGACAUUAUGGAAAGGAUCACUUGAGCUUGAACUUUUGAACCAAAAAUACUCAGAAAAUGCAAAUCAGUAUAGACAAUAUCCUCCCUGGAUUGUAGGAUCUGAUGAAGAAAACUACCCAUUGACCAGACAAGUACAGAGAGAUAUAUGGAUUCAUCAGCAUCCUCCAAACUGCAGCGAUCCAAGCUUGAGGUUUCUUGUUGCAGAUUGGGAGAGGCUACCUGGAUUUGGUAUUGGUGCACAACUUGCUGGAAUGGCAGGACUUCUUGCCAUUGCCAUGAAAGAGAAAAGGAUUCUGGUUACAAACUACUAUAACCGGGCUGAUCACAACGGUUGCCAUGGUAAUAGCCCUGUCUGCCAUGGUAAUACUGAGUGCAGUGCUACUUUUUGCUGCACUGAAUUUUGGUUUUAUCUUUUAGGUGCUUCAAGAUCUAGUUGGUCUUGUUACUUUUUUAUCGAGACAUCUUCAGACUGCCGCAAGCGGGCUUUUGAGCUCAUGCAGAGCAAAGCCUCUUGGGCCAAGGGAUUGGUAAAAGUGAAGGAGAACUAUACCUCCAAGCAAAUAUGGGUUGGACGCAUACCUAGAAUGUGGGGGGAGCCAUGGAAAUAUUUGCAACCGACAACAGAGAUAAAGGAGAGACUGAUCACAAAUCAUCGUAAAAUGGAUAGAAGAUGGUGGAUAGCCCAGGCCACAAGGUACCUAAUGAGGUUUCCAACAGAGUACAUGUGCGGACUACUGAAUGUGGCUAGGCACUCUGCAUUUGGUUUCGAAGCAGCAAAGUUGGUUCUAGAAAGUAUUCAGAAUGACUCACCAAAGGUUGGCACUACUAGAACUAAAUCUGAAAUAGAACGGUUUGUGUGGUCAGUCCACAAACCAUAUAUACCUCGGCCUCUUCUCAGUAUGCAUGUAAGGAUGGGAGACAAAGCUUGUGAAAUGGCAGUGGUUGGCUUUGAGGAAUACAUGGAGCUCGCUGGCAAGCUCCGCAGACAGUUUCCAAGUCUGAAGAACAUCUGGCUUUCUACUGAAAUGCAGGAAGUUAUUGAUAAAACUGAAUUUUACCCUGGUUGGAAUUUCUACUUCACGAAUGUGGCACGCCAAGGUGGUAAUAUGACCAUGGCACUGUAUGAGGCCAGUUUGGGCCGUGAGACUAGCACAAACUACCCUCUUGUCAAUUUCAUGAUGGCCACUGAAGCAGAUUUCUUCAUUGGAGCCCUGGGAUCAACAUGGUGCUACCUCAUUGAUGGAAUGAGAAACACCGGAGGAAAGGUAAUGUCCGGCUAUCUAUCGGUGAACAAGGACCGGUUUUGGUAAGCGAUUCAGAGAUUGCUUGCCCCAUCGAUUGUCUUGUAGCUCCACUAAAUAGAGAUGCUGUGACCUUAGUUUGCUUGUGUACAGCAGUAGCAGAUGUACCUUCUGAGAAUCUGAGAAGACAUCUUUAGCAUGAAACUUCAGGACUAAGUAGUCGAGCAGUACUUUGUUAUAUCAAAUCAGGUCCAUAUCUUUUGAUCUGGUGUCCACUGAAAGCUAGAUAUAUUAUCACCUCUCUUGGUCCAACUUAU
Messenger RNA from Setaria italica (foxtail millet), 2398 nucleotides. RefSeq lists its product as uncharacterized. The transcript is spliced from 8 exons. Lineage: Eukaryota; Viridiplantae; Streptophyta; Magnoliopsida; Poales; Poaceae. The coding region runs from base 351 to 2150 and encodes 599 amino acids. Gene Ontology annotation, molecular function: alpha-(1->6)-fucosyltransferase activity. The record is from RefSeq and is a predicted model, not a curated record. Gene Ontology annotation, biological process: protein N-linked glycosylation.